This is a messenger RNA of Trichobilharzia regenti, 922 nucleotides long. The record is from the annotation of a GenBank genome assembly. Lineage: Eukaryota; Metazoa; Platyhelminthes; Trematoda; Strigeidida; Schistosomatidae.
GUUUUGGUUCGUAAAUACAUCUAUUGGUUUGGACGAUCAAUUUUUGGCUUUUGCUUUGUCUUUGGUACGCGAGAAUAAAUUAAUUAGAAGUUGUUGAACGAGAUAUCACGUCAAACCUUUAAUAUCUCUCAACCUCUAAACUGGUGAGCCCAACCGCGAACUUCACCCACGAUAAAUCCGCCCACCUUUAAACUGGUGAGCCCAACCGCGAACUUCAUCUACGACAAUUACUCAGAUAAUCCCGGUGAGUUCGUUCCAUUUUGUAUUUGUUCUUGUACCAUAUAUUAUUCGACAUAAUUUUCGUCAUGAGUGAUCUUAGUCCCAAGGUCAUCCGUAUCCGCUCAACUCCUAAAACCAUUCAGCUCGUACCAUACUGGCCAGAUAAUGCUGAAACGUGGUUUCUGCUAGCUGAAGCAGAUUUUUGUGAGCAUGGGAUAACUGAUCAACGUUCACAGUUACUUGCAGUUAUUCACGCCCUACCGCGGGAAUUCAGCAAGUGCGACGGGCACUGGACGGGAAACAAACGAAGCACGGAAUCCAACGAACAACACCAGGAAGCUAUGUACAAACACCCCAUUAGCAUAGGCAGACAAACCAGUAGGCAUAAGACCAAGCCGCUCGGAAGAUUUUUUUCACCCGAAAGGGAACCAUCGAGUUUUUUUUACUUCCGGCUGGUUCUGUCUUAGGGUCCUCACGACCCCACUAGGGGGGGAGUGAGCUGUAGCGGUAAAUAAUUCCCCAAAAUUAUUGACCACAGCAAUCACUCAUUGGAUGCUGACCACCACUGUUUAAGUCGACUUGUUUAGCUGAAGGCUUCCGGUCAAGCAUCCCCGCCAUUUGGUACCCGUCGUGUAACGUGCACGAUCACUAGCUAGCUAAGCGUUCGUCUAACGGCUGGUUUUGGUUCGUAAAUACAUCUAUU